Megalobrama amblycephala (Wuchang bream) is the source of this 2011-nucleotide messenger RNA. RefSeq names its product nicotinate phosphoribosyltransferase (gene naprt). The record is from RefSeq and is a predicted model, not a curated record. The transcript is spliced from 13 exons. Gene Ontology annotation, molecular function: nicotinate phosphoribosyltransferase activity. The coding region runs from base 151 to 1815 and encodes 554 amino acids. NCBI's taxonomy places the organism in Eukaryota, Metazoa, Chordata, Actinopteri, Cypriniformes, Xenocyprididae. Gene Ontology annotation, biological process: NAD+ biosynthetic process.
GACUGAAUACUAGCAGGAAUCAUGUAACCGUGUAAAGGGUCACCCGGUUACACGUGAGCAUGGUGGGAGACGCCAGAUACUAAAGGAAAGACAGGAAACACCAAUACUGCAUGUUGCACAACAAAAACAACCCUAUCAACUGGACUGAAAAUGGCGACAUGUGAGAGAAAUGAAGCGCGUGCGGCGCUCGAGCGCUCCGUGCUCAACCGGGUUCCGCCGCUUCUCACGGAUUUGUACCAAUUCACCAUGGCGUACGCGUACUGGCGCGCGGGCAGACACAACGAGCCUGCCGUGUUCGAACUGUUUUUCAGGGAUAACCCGUUCGGCGGAGGAUUUUCGCUCUUUGCGGGUCUGAGCGACUGUUUGCUGUUCCUGCAAAACUUCACUUUCUCAGAUGACGAUGUGGAGUAUUUGCGCUCCGUUCUCCCGGCGAACACAGACGCUGCCUUUUUCACAUAUCUGAAGGAGCUGGACUGUUCGGCUGUGUCUGUGUCAGCGUUACCUGAGGGAUCCGUCGUCUUCGCCAGAGUUCCUCUGUUGGAAGUAUCUGGACCGCUGGCUGUAGUUCAGCUGCUGGAGACCAGCCUGCUCUGCCUGGUGAACUACGCCAGUUUGGUGUGUAGCAAUGCUGCUCGUUUCCGUUUGGCUGCAGGUCCCAGACGUCGAUUAAUGGAGAUGGGACUCAGAAGAGCUCAGGGUCCGGACGGAGGCCUGACCGCCUCCCGAUACACAUACAUUGGUGGUUUUGAUUUGACAAGUAAUGCUCUCGCUGGGCGUCUGUUUGGCAUUCCUGUGGCGGGAACCAUGGCACACUCUUAUGUCACUUCCUUUUCCUCGCUGGAAGAGGUGUGGCCACAGACUCUGUCUCCCUGUGGCGGUGGCGGCCCUAUUGACUUCAUCUGUCUGGCGAAGGGCUGGCUGGGUCGCGUCUGCCAGCUAUUGGGGUCAAAGACGAACCUCAUUCGAGAGGGCGAGCUGGCGGCCUUCCUGUCUUACGCCAUCGCAUACCCUCAAAACUUCAUGCCUGUGAUUGACAGCUACAGUGUCAGCUGUAGUGGUUUGCUGUGUUUCUGUGCUGUCGCAUUGGCUCUGUAUGAGCUGCAGUAUCGGCCGCUGGGCGUCAGGCUGGACAGCGGCGACCUCUGCAGGCAGUCGCUGGAAGUGCGGCGCGUCUUCAAAGAAUGUAGCAAAGAGUUCUCAGUUCCUCAGUUUGAGUCUCUCAUCAUCAUCGGCACAAACAGUAUUUCUGAACAGAGUCUCUCUGAACUCAACAAGAAGGAUAAUGAGAUUGAUGUGGUUGGUGUGGGGACUCAUCUGGUGACCUGCACGCGUCAGCCCUCUCUGGGGUGUGUAUAUAAGCUGAUAGAGGUCAGAGGUCGUCCCAGAAUGAAGAUGAGUGAAGAUCCAGAGAAAAGCACACUGCCAGGAAGGAAGUCUGUCUAUAGGCUUCUGGACACAGACGCUCAUCCGCAGAUGGAUCUGGUGUGUCUAUCAGAAGAACCGGCCCCUAAAGCAGGCGUCUCACUGAACUACUACCCUCUAGGACUGGACAAGACUGUUCAAUCCAUCACACCUGCUCAAGUAACCAGUCUACGUUUGGAUGUCUUCACCUGUGGGCAGAUCACAUGCCCCCUAAACAGUGCUUCAGAGAGUCGUGAACGUGCACAGAUUUCCCUGCAAACGCUGCAUCCUCAGCACAAGAGACUUCAAGAGCCACACGAUUACACCGUGGCUUUAUCAGAGCGGCUGCACUCCCUGGUCUCUGAUAUCACGAAAGGAAACAGUAAAGGCAGCAACUUCCUGCUGUCGAACUGAAGCCGAACGGACCAAAGUCACAGCCAUUAAAUCUGAAGGAAAAGGUGCCUUGAAGACAAAAAUGAUCUAAUAAUAGAUGCAGCAGUGCUGUUUGUGAUACUCAGUGUGGUCCAAUGAUUAACUAAUAAAAUGUAAUUAAUAAAAUUAUGAUUUACUGUUAAUUUUACAAUGUAAUAAAGUUAUGAAUAAAAGUGAA